AUGGCUGAGGUAGGAGGCCUCGAAUCACCUGGGUCAGAACUCGGUAACGACAAGGAUUCCAUCAACGUCAACCCAGGAAGUCCACCAGGCCAACUACCGCCACUAAAUGAGUACACCAUCAAGAAGAAUGAAGUUGAGGAUAAUAUUAUUAACAAAACACCUACCGAUGACGAAACAACAGAAGAGGAAUCCAACAAGGGAAGCUUCACUAUUGACCCAGAAGGUGAACUUACUCACGAUCAAACAACCGUCGAUAUUGUUACCGUUCCAUGUCCUGGAGCGAAUCCUCUUCGAACAUGGAGUCGCGAUGGCCGAAUGAGUCGUUUUUUCGGUGCCUUGUCUAUGCGGGAUGCCGAAGGCCAAACAGCGCCAGAUCAAGAUCGACCUGCACCUUCAUGGGUCAGACAAGGCAUUCGGCGUGAAGCUGAUCGAGCACGGAUUCUCCUCUACGAACAUCCAUUAGCAACCGAGGACACGAGAUUGAGCAACUUGGCAGACGCGCUUCUAGAAGAGUUGGAAGAAUUGAGGAAGCGAGAGAAACAGGCUAGGCCGCUUGUGUUUGUGGGACAUAGUAUUGGUGGAAUUAUUGCCAAGAUGGUUUUAACAAAGGCGAGUCGUGAUACUCGGUAUGAGGACAUCUACAGACAAUGCUACGGUAUUGCCUUUUUUGGCACUCCUCAUCAAGGAUCCAGUUACUUUGCCAUGCCGAAUCUAGCAAGUGGAAUCCAGAGUCUGCUUCAACUUUCGGCCCCCUUGCCAUGCUCAAUCACCGACGAUUUGCGUGUGGGAAAUUCUCUUCUUCUCCAACUGGACGACGAUUUCAAGUCUAUAGCACAUGAUUUCCGUAUAUGGACAUUGUAUGAAACUAUCGACUCUCGACUUUCAGGAUCUACUGGAGAUGUCUACUUCACUGCACCACUUACAUCGAUAAAGUCUGCCAUCCUUGGUAUGCGACAGGAGACAAUCCUUCCGCUUCAAAGUGAUCAUGCGAAUAUAGCCUCGUUCGGGAGGCACAAUGUUCACACGAUGCGAUUGUUUCUGAAGCAGUUAACUGCACUCAUCAACCAAGCAGAUGAGUAUUCCUGUGAUGAUAGGAACUGGACUUUGGAUCUCGAACAAAAGGUCAAUGUCGAAAUUCAUGGGUUUUUCGAGGAUGCUCCAGGACCAUUAGACUCGGCGACGAUCAGAGCUUGGUCUACGAGGUUGCCGUUACGGGAGUUUCUGAGAAAAGGACCACAGGAGUGUUUGGCUGAUAGAUUGAACGAAGUUGAGACGGUUGACGAAGGGCGAUUUCUGAGAGCAAGAGGGAAAACGGCUAGAAUACCGACACAGAGGGAGAACAUUGAUGAGACAGGCAAUAAUGCUCUCGGCAUUUCCCACGAUGGAUCAUUCCAUGCAUCGCCUCCUAUUUCACCAAUAAUCCGACCCCUUGACGCCAAAAAUACAAGAUCCGAAUCAGCGCCUCAAGUGAUCUCGAGAUCUCCCAUUACACCACUGUCGCCAGUAGCAAUAUCACCACCAACACACUACUCAACACCAAUGCAACGUCCAUCACCUCUUAUACGAGCCAACUUUGAUCAAGAUCUCGCCGUGGAUCGUCUAUCGCCACCUGUUAGUGGUCGUAUGGGCCGAACUCUAAGCAGAUCUACAAGUCUAGGCACACAGGCUUCUCAUUACGAAAACCGAGAUUUCCCCCCAUUUUCGCAACGCAGCCGAAGCACUAUCGAGGGUUUCAGCGACGAGGACGACAUUGAAGCAUCCCCCAAACUACCGGAAGCUAUAAUUGCAAUUCGAAAAGUUGUCGAGGAUGGAAACAAACGAGCUAGUGAGACUGUCAUUGUUGAUGAGGUACCUAUUGCGUUUUCGAAACCUCGGGUCGAAGCUAGAAAGUUUAUAUGGGUACAUUUACCGUACAAUAAUCCAACUUGGGUGACAAAAAUAUUCGAGACAUUACAGAUAUCGGAUCAUCGCAACUAUACGCCCUUGUUCAACAACGACUUUUGGGCAACGAGACAUUCUCGUGGACGACACUCUCAACAUUACGCAUACUUUGCUAAGCCGGGGUGCUACUUCUCAGCUCCUCGACACAUGUCUCCGCGAGGUCGAUCUUCCAAGCAGUCUUCAAUAUCGAGAGUUGACGGCGGAAUCUAUACUUGCGUGUUCCUGCCAUAUCUUCACUUUGAUUCUUACAAACGACUCAUUCGUCGACGCGAGUUGAUUCUCCAGCGUUUAAAUCAUGGAAGAUCCCGACCUGUGCCAGAAUCUGUUGCCAAAUCCGACUCUCUUGAAGCACAGGUUAUUUGGGAGUUUCUAGGUCAUGACCCGCCACUCAACUGCCGAAGAACGCUGGAUCAAUACGGAUACCCUUCGCUAAGAGAUACAAGAUCGCGAGAUGAUGAUCAGAUGCUAUAUAAGCUGACCAAGGAACGAAGCUUUGCUCCUGGACUAGGUCCCGGAUUUCAUGGGCAGAUGUCAAAUAGUAGCGAUGGUAGCAAUGGAAGUGGAAGUCAGAGAUCCAAAACAAGCAGCCACGACAGAGACAAUGAGGACAAUCCAGAGGAUUCUUUACUCAAUGGUAACGUCCUCAUGGUUGAUCAACUGUGGCUGUGGGCCAUUGAUUCUCAUACUUUGCUGUCCUUUUUCCCCAAGCGUGAGGGCGAUGCUAUCGAAGGGCCUCUAUAUCAACAAGCAGAUCUUCGCGACAGUAUAUUUAACGAGGUCAAUGUUGAUCUUACUCGUCAGUGCGAAAACGCUCUGGAUCUAGCAGCGUUGGCUGUACUUCACGCAGUAACCGUGCUCCUCGAUCGAGCAUCACAUCCUGAUCUUGAAGUCUUUCGAAUAUUUGAAGAAGCCAUCAGCGUUCUCACCGAAAAACUUACAUUCUCGCUCAAAUCCUUUCGUGCAGAGGGAUUUCGCGACAAGGCAUCUGCAUACGAACCAGUCGAGAACAAAGCUCGAUCCAUUAGAGCACGACACAAAGCUGAAGGUCGUCGAUCAGAAGAGGAUAAUCGCGAUAAUACAUCCGCACUCCUUGAACUUCGAGAUAUCGAGGAUGAACUUUUGAUCCUCGUUCAUCUUUUCGAACGACAGUCCAAAGUCGUCAGUUCCAUGCUUUCGACCUAUGCCCGACCUGAACUUCGUGAGCGCACAGCGAAUGGCAGAAUCUUUUUGAGCGAAGCCCUCAAGAAGCUUGCCGAGUACGCCCAGCAGGGCCAAGAGAUGAUUGAGAGGGUUAGAAACACGAGAGAUGACUACGAUAAGCUACUUCAGAUGGUUCAGAGGCAAGCUCAGGUUGAUGAGGUGCGGCUGAGUAGACUUCACGCCGACCUUGCCAGUUCACAGAGUCGAAGUGUCAUGAUCUUUACCACGUUCACAGUCAUAUUCCUACCCCUUAGCUUUUUCACUGGUCUAUUCGGCAUGAACACGCACGAGUGGGGUGGCGAGAACAAUCUCAGCCUCAAGACCAUUGGUGCUAUUGCCCUUCCCUCUAGUUUCGUCCUCGUCAGCCUUUCCCUCGUGGCAGCAUGGAGCACAAGGGUUAGACGGUUCUUCAAAUGGCUCACUCGUUUAUAUCGUAUCGCCAUGUCGUGGUUUUGGAGAACAUUGUGUAUGCCUGUUGUUUCGGGUGUGGCGGGUAUGGUACCUCAACGGGAUGAACGACAAAGAGAUGAGAGAGACCCAAGAGGAAAGAAGGGGAUUUUGAGGGAGGAGAUGAGUGAUUUUUGGGAGAGACAUCGGUUGGAGAGGGAUAGAGGGUAUACUGUGCCUGAGAAGAAUAAGAAGACUACUAUUGGGGGUAAGGGGAGUUGGAGAUCGAAGAUGAAGUAG
Messenger RNA from Fusarium poae, 3828 nucleotides. RefSeq lists its product as uncharacterized. Gene Ontology annotation, biological process: transmembrane transport; metal ion transport. The transcript has 6 exons. Lineage: Eukaryota; Fungi; Ascomycota; Sordariomycetes; Hypocreales; Nectriaceae. Gene Ontology annotation, molecular function: metal ion transmembrane transporter activity. The record is from RefSeq and is a predicted model, not a curated record. Gene Ontology annotation, cellular component: membrane. The coding region runs from base 1 to 3828 and encodes 1275 amino acids.